AUGUCUACUGUUGAAGAAUUGCAAAAGAAAGUUCGAGAAUUAGAGGCAAAGUUAGCGGCGGUACAGGGAAAUGUGGCACCCGUUAGGCAGAAAAUUGAUGUUAUGUCUGCGGAGGUUGUUGAUUCCAAUCCCUACAGUCGUCUGAUGGCUUUAAAACGGAUGGGCAUUGUGGACAACUAUGAGAAGAUACGUGAGCUGUCUGUGGCUGUAGUUGGUGUGGGUGGUGUUGGCAGUGUCACUGCUGAAAUGUUGACGCGCUGUGGAAUUGGCAAGUUGAUACUAUUCGACUAUGAUAAAGUGGAGCUGGCAAACAUGAAUCGUCUGUUCUUCCAACCUCAUCAGGCUGGACUUAGCAAGGUGGAUGCGGCCGCUGCCACUCUGCAAGCCAUCAACCCUGAUGUGACUAUAGACGCCCACAAUUACAACAUCACCACUGUGGAUAACUUUCAGAAGUUUUGUGACACUAUUAGCACUGGAAGCCUGACUGGUGGGCCAGUGAACCUGGUGCUGAGCUGUGUGGACAACUUCGAGGCUCGCAUGGCAAUCAACACAGCUUGCAAUGAACUCUCACAGAACUGGUUCGAGUCGGGAGUCAGUGAGAAUGCCGUCUCUGGUCACAUACAGUUCAUUGCGCCUGGAGAGACUGCUUGCUUUGCGUGUGCUCCACCACUCGUGGUCGCGUCAAACAUCGACGAGAAAACAUUGAAACGGGACGGAGUGUGCGCUGCCAGUCUCCCCACCACCAUGGGCAUUGUUGCCGGCUUCUUGGUUCAAAACGCCCUGAAGUACCUGCUUGGUUUCGGCACAGUCACCUAUUACUUGGGGUACAGCGCGCUGACUGACUUCUUUCCGACCAUGUGCUUGAAGCCGAACCCGCAGUGCUCGGACUCGCAGUGCGUCGUGCGGCAGAAGGAGGCGCGCGCGCGGCCGCCGCCCGUCGAGCUCGCGGCCGAAGUGUGCGAGGACGCGCGCCCGCUGCACGCCGACAACAGCUGGGGAAUUUGCCUCAUCGAUGAAAAUGCACCUGAAGAGGAGGACUCGUCCAAUUUAAGGCUAGCCGAAGGUGUUCAGGUGGCGUACAGCGUGGCGCUGGACAGCAGCACGGAGUCCAGCACGGGCGGCGCCGUGGCCGCCUCCGAGCUCUCGCUCGAGGACCUCAUGGCGCAGAUGAAGGCCAUGUAG
This is a messenger RNA of Parnassius mnemosyne (clouded apollo), 1182 nucleotides long. Lineage: Eukaryota; Metazoa; Arthropoda; Insecta; Lepidoptera; Papilionidae. The record is from the annotation of a GenBank genome assembly.